UCAGGUCUCUUUGAAAACGAUGCAGACACACAUGUCAUCCACAACUUCACCCAGGAACUGGAUUUCAAAGAGCAAGAAGUGACCAACUUUCUCUAUCUGGAAAACGCGACGGCACUCCACUAUCGCAAAAAGCUUGACGCUGGGAUGAUAGACACACUACUCAAGAAACGCCUGCCUAUCGACGAUGCCACGGUCUUUGUAGGCCAGGGCGACAAGACCACAAUGUGGACAUGGCCUCCGAGGAGAUGUCCCGGUUAUCAGCUCUGCUUGCUUGGAGCCGCCGUGAUGCGUUUCGGCUGCGUGAUCCGCCCGGACUUUCGCCAGGCGUUGGAAGGACUUCACACUAGAGUCGGCUUCUCUCGCAAUGCCCAAGUGCGACUCCGACACGCGCUCAACAUCUAUGUAGACGGCACACCCUACAACUUUCGCAACAAGUCUCGUCCGAUUGGCCUCGACUCAGACGAUGCCUUCGGCGAUCAUAUCUGGGGCGACAUCAGCGAAUGUAUGAUCGAUCUGGGCGACGACAUCGAACCAGCAGUGAAGAUGUUUUCAAGAUUGGUCUUUGGCCCUCUUUUGAAGUGUGCGGCUGCUGGCGACAAUGAGCACCCUCAAAAUGCUUGUGGUAACUGUGGCAAGAAGAAGGCGGCAGAUGGCUCGCCUUGUCGUCCCUGUUCGGACUGCGGCCAGCGACUCUACUGCAGUCGCAAAUGGUAUGAUUCCCAUGUCUGA
Molecule: messenger RNA, 729 nt
Organism: Aureobasidium namibiae CBS 147.97
Lineage: Eukaryota; Fungi; Ascomycota; Dothideomycetes; Dothideales; Saccotheciaceae
Exons: 1
Source: RefSeq, a predicted model, not a curated record